CCAGAUUUCAGCAGGUGCCUGUUAUCUCCCAGGUUGCUAACCAAGCAUAACAAAAAAUGUAGCAAUGAAUUUAGGUUCGAACACCGAUGGAUUUAUACUUCACGUUCUGAGAAAAUGUUCCCCAAGUUUCAGAAAUGUUUUCUUUCAAGCAGUAAAAGCUGAAAACUGAACAUAGCAGGAUGUCAGCAACAAGUGGAACAAGCAUGGCAUUCAAGGGGAACAAUGUGGCUGGAAAAAGAUCUUCAUCAUUCCAGCUGAAGCCUGGAGUGAAACUCGUGAAUAAUGCUAAACCAAAACAAACAACAAAGACAAAAGGUGCAGCAAAAUUGAUGCCACAGAAAGGAAGAACAUUUACAGAAUCCAAAAAAGAAAAACCAAAGUAUAACGAGGAGGCAACAGAGAAGUUUAAUCAGAUGCUGAAUGGGGAUCUUACAGACUUACCUCCCCUCCCGAAAACUAUGGUGAAGAUUUUCCUCAGUUCAACAUUCUCUGAUAUGCGAGCAGAGAGAAACACGCUGGUACGAGAAGUGUAUCCCUACCUCCGAGAAUACUGCACAUCAUGUGGCCUUGACUUUCAGGUUGUCGACAUGAGGUGGGGUGUCACAGAGGACAGUAUAAAUGAUCACUCUGUUGAGAAACUCUGUUUGCUAGAAGUUGCCAACUGCCAAAAGACAUCUGUUGGACCAAAUUUUGUAGUACUGUCUGGAGAUCGGUACGGGUUCCGGCCAAUACCAGUAGAACUGGAUGUUAAGACAUUUGAAGUUUUGAGGCACCAGGCCUCCAAGCUUAACUUAGACAACUGUACGUUACUGGAUGAGUGGUAUAAACUGGAUAAGAAUGCAGUACCCAAUAUGUACAUUCUCCAGCCAAUCAGGUCAAAGUUCACAUUCUUUGCUGACUUCUCACCUGGUUGUGAAGAACCUCGACAGAAGGACACUGCUGAUUGGUGGAAAACUUUCGAAGCACUCCAGGAAAUUCUCAGGAAAUCAGCUGAUGCAGCAUACAAAGAGGGGCUAAUAUCAGCCGAGGAACGACAUCAGUAUUUCUUAUCAGUGACAGAAUGUGAGAUUCAAGAUGGUAUUUUAAAAGCACAAGAUGUAGACAAGCACUGUCUGGUGUAUAACAGAGUGUUUAAAGGCCUAGAUGGUGCAUGUCUUCAGUUGAAAGAUGCCCCAAGAUUUAAAGAUGUCACUAAAACUGAAAAGGGCAAUGUUAUCAACGAGGAAGUCGCUGAUCUGAGGCAGUCACUUUUUGAUGACAAAAUAAAACCAAAACUAAGUUCCUCUAACAUUAAAGGGUACAAAAUACACUUUAUACCUAAUGGUGUCAACCCUGAAGAGAAUGAAGAACACAGUAUUUACAUAAAACAGUUCUGCUUAGAUUUUAUUACUGACUGCAAGAACCUUAUAGACAAAGCCGGAGAGGAGAAUGAGAAUUUGAUUCAGAUGUCAAACUAUUACACAGACUAUGCUGAAACUAUACAUCACCUCAAGUUCUGCCAGUCCAAAUGUGAAUCAUUCUGUGGACAGGAGAAGGUGCUGCAAGCAGCAAAGAACUACAUUUUGGACCAGUCUGGAAGGAAACCUCUUAUUAUGCAUGCAGAAUCUGGAGUUGGUAAAACAUCCAUUAUGGCAAUGAUCAUGAAAAGUAUCCCAGAAUGGUUGGACAACAAACCACAUGUAAAGGUCAUUAGAUUUAUCGGGACUACACCACAAAGUCUGAACAUUUAUGAUGUUUUGUUUGGAGUCCUUGGACAGUUGUCUGAUGCUUACAAUUCAAUUAUGCCACCAGUGAACUACACAAAUAUGAAGAAACUUGUUGAAUUCACACCUAGAUACCUCAGACGUAUAGCUACUGUAGCAAAAGAGCCUGUUAUUGUUCUGCUGGACUCAGUUGACCAGCUGUCCCCUAGCAACAAUGCAUAUUCUAUGGAUUGGUUACCCACAAUGCUUCCAAAGAAUUUGAAGGUGAUAAUCUCCACGCUCCCAGAGGAACACGGAAUCCUAAAAAAUCUGAAGAGGCUGCUUCCUGAUCAGGAGUGCUAUGUUGAGGUUCCAUUUCUGUCAGAAGAAGCUGGCAAACUUAUUGUUGAGACAUACAUGAAACUAAAGAAGCGGACUAUUACACCAAACCAGACAAAACUUCUUCUGAGUGCUUUUAAAGAGUCACCAAGCCCGUUAUUUCUAAAGCUGGUAUUAGAUGAAGCAAGACAAUGGAACUCGUAUACACCUAACAGCGACUUAGAGCUAGCACCAACAGUGAAACAGGCCAUAAACAAACUGUUCUCAAACCUCGAGAACAAGUUUGGUCAAGUGCUUGUUAGUCAUGCUCUUGGUUAUAUCACUGUUGGUUUAUCAGGACUGACAGAGUUUGAGAUUGAGGAUGUCCUUUCGUGUGAUGAUGAAGUUUUGAACGCAGUUUACAAGUAUCAUGAUCCACCUGUGCCAGGAAUUGUUAGGAUACCGCCAGUUCUUUGGGCAAGAAUUAGGUAUGAUAUUCGUGACUAUCUUGUUGAGAAAAUGUCACAAGGUAAAAGCACACUGUAUUGGUACCAUCGACAGUUCAUGGAGUCUGCACAUCAAAGAUACACGAACAAUGGCAAAGAGGCUGAACUGCACAAAAAUCUUGUGAACAUAUAUCUUCCGGAGAAUGGAUUCAAACAUACAAUAACGCUUGUACAUCGAAAGAACUUAAAAAUAGAGGAGGCUGACAGGCAGAUCACACCUCAGCCAUUUACAUCCAAAAACAGACGCAAACUAGCUUGUUUACCAUACCAUGCCUUGCGGGCAAAAAAGGUUUUAGAUAAAGAGAUUGCAUUGAAAAGCAUCUACUGCAGUUUUAACUUUCUGUGUACGAAGAUUUCAGGAUAUUCUGUUGCUAGUGUUGUCUCAGACCUUACAGAUUUUGUGGAAGAAACUGAAGAUGCAGAAGUGAAAUUGCUGUUACAUUUUCUGUCUGUAAGAAAGGAUGACAUGACCAUUACACUGCGAUUUGCAGUUUGCUUGCUGGCCUACAUCAAGCCGGCAGAUGACCACUCACAUUUAAAGGAACUGCAGAUUGAAGCUAGAGCGUACAUAGAAUCCAAAUCAAAGCCAGUCCUUGUUCCAGAUUUUCCAUGUUUAGCACCUAGGCUAGAUGCUUCAAGUGCCUUUCAAACUUCACUGAAUGGAUUCUCGGAUAUACUAGCAACUUCAAAUACCAGUAUUUUGCUGGAGAAACCUGAUGAAUUAGACAAAGAUGAUAAAAGGAAGGACAAAACUGAAAAGUCAAAUUAUGCUGUAUUGAGUUCAGAUACCCAGGAGUUAUCUCCUAUUGGCUUCAAAGAAGAAAGUCUGACACAGUUUAUAAUAAACAGCACAUAUGUCUUUUAUGUCACAAACUCAGCGCUUGUUCGUUAUGAUAUUGCUGAAAACAAAAAUGACAACUAUCCGUUGGCAGACUUGAUUCCAGAUUGGAACAAUAAAGAUCAUGUGCAGAACAUGUUUCCAAACUCAGACAGGACUGUUGCAGCUUUGACAUUUAAGACAUCAAUUGUACUUAUUGAUCUUGAAGGUCUCAAGUUUGUACAUAAGUUUUCCAUAACACAGAAACCGGUUAUGAUCGAAAAUGUAGUGUUAAUGAAUACUAACACAAACUCGAUUGCUGUGGGGAGAAUUGUGAACUCUUCUGAAAGUGACGAGCCGCAGGGUCCGGACAAUCAGCGUUUUGUCAGUAUGUUUGAGCAGGAUAAAGAAGAACCUGUAAAAUUUAUAGAGAUAACGCAGGAUCUAAACUGUGGUCAAGGUACUGUGGUUGGCAAGGAUCAGUGGUUUGUUGUUCCAGUAAAAACUGAGUUAUCAUACGAUUGUGAAGCCAGUGCUGACGAUGGCUUUCAGAAACCAGAAAAUGGUCAAUUACUGGUUUACAAUAUAAAUGACGGAAACAAGGCUCCAAAAUGUAUUGACAUACCACAUGCUGUGAGCAAACUUUCUGGACAUCCAGAGAAGACAGAGUUGGUGGCUCUAACCUGUAAUGGAACCGUAUAUACUGUAAAAUUUUCUGAGAAGACUGAUGAAUCAGAAGCGCUAACCAUUGUUCUGAAUUUUCCUGUUAGUGACUUCGUAAUUGAUUGGGAAGAAGAUAUAGCAUUCUUGUGUUCAAGUGGAAAAGUCAUUGUGUAUAAGUUGAUGACAGAUCGGAACGUCGGUGCAUUUAAUGCGCAUUCAGUGGCAGUACUGAAAAUCAUGCUUCUAGAUCAACAGUUUGUCACUCUUAGUGCAAAUAGAGAAAUGAAGGUCUGGUCCACAGCCACAAUUGUUAAAGAUUUGCAACAGAAGGAUAUUGGAAUGGAUCUAGAAAUGGCAGAAACAUUGCUGGAGCAGAUGAACAUUACUGCAUUACAUCCUUCAAGCGAUGGUAAUGAACUAAUCACAUGCCACGACAGUGGCUUUGUAAAGAUUUGGUCCAUAGAAUCUAAGACGUUCUUGCGCAAAUAUAACAUAGAAAUGUCUGCAAACCUGGUGCGUAUUCUAAUAGAUAAUAUCGUAGUAUUUCAUGACGUGGAACAAGGAAAGAUGCAGAUAUUGGAUAUUGAUACUGGAUUAGAAGCAAUAGCACUACCAGACACCAUACAAAACAUCAUGCACUCUGUGGUCAACAAAAAAAAAGAUACUUUGUACCUUAUAAGUGCUGCAAAGAAAGGCAAAGAGCAAAUAGAUGUCAUCAAUAUAAACUUGAAGAAGGUUUCAAAGACCAUACGUUUACAAAGUGGCCUUAUAUAUGAAAGUGUCGAACUGUUUCUAUCGGCGAACGAAAAGUAUAUAGUUUUGAGGCAUAAAAUACCAGAGAGUGAGUUUGAGCGGGUAAAAGCAAUGUGGAAGACGGGUGGCUUUGGUGAGCAGAACCACCACUACAGGUUUACAGCUACGGAUUUAUCACAACGGAAUGGUGCCCUUAUUCCGUGUUUCCGGCAACAGUCCAAGAUUCCUACUCUUGGUGUCUUUGUGCAGCCAUACAAAGGGAACGUAAUGCUGAUUUCGUCUAGAAGAUGGAUCAUCUUUUGGGACAUACCAACAGGCAAAUGUGAUCAGAAACCGUCAAAAGUUUCGAAGGAUGGCAUGUUUUACCGGCCUGCCUGGCUUGGGCAAGAUUGCAGUGGGGCAAACAGUAUUUUUAUGCAGUCUGGUCAUCAGAAAUAUCUAGCGUGCGGCUCUGAAGAUGGUUAUGUGUUUAUAUACAACAGUGAAAGUGGGAUACCUGUCAGUAGAAGCAAACCGUCAACAAGACAUAAUGCAGAGGUACAGCGUCUAGCAAUCUCGCCGGAUGACAAAUGGGUAGCUUCUUCGUGUCGGAGCAGUGUUCUCAAGUUAUGGGAUUCUUGUUAUGGUGGAGAGCAAUUCUCGGUACGGCUUGAUGCUGAAGUUCAGAGCAUGUAUUUUACCAAAGACUCGGCGAAACUCGUGCUUUAUACCGGGACAUCUACAACACGUGUGUUGAUAUUUCACGUUUUUACCGGAAAGUAAAACCGUAGAGUGAACCAGUGAACCAUAAAACAUACUGCAAAAAAAAACCCUGAAGAAUAACAAAAUUGUGAUAUUUGUAUAUUUAAUGUAGCCUUACUUAGUACGUAGCGGAGCUUUUCAUGCCAAAGAUGUUUUAAAAAAGAGUUGAUGCAGGUAGUUAAGUUCAUUAAAAAAGUAACAGUUAAAAUGUAAAUACAGCCCUGAACAACUGGCAAAUAUAUGGAUAUGUUGUAUUGGUUAUUAAUACACUGUUCUAAUCUAGUUGUAGUUUUGCAGAAUAAGCUUAUGGAUGAAACAUACAGAACUACAUUAUACAUUUUUGUAUUCUUUCUAUUUCAUGGAGAUUUUCUUUUUUGCAAGUUGUCGCAUCUUCGUAACAUCGAUAUAUGGCCAAUAUUUUAUGGUAGGGUUCGUGAUAUAUCAAUAUUUUCAGGUAGUGCUCCCGUAACAUACUGACAUGUCAGUAUUCUAAGGUAGUGCAUCCAUGACGGCUCUCGGCAACGGAAUAUAGCUUAAGGCGAACAUGACUUUCCAUAAAACAAACAAACAGAGAAUACCAAAAUCGUAUGCCGAGAAUAUUGUCAUUGUGGGUCCACUUUCAUAAUAUCAAUCAUUAGUCCACAGUUAUUUGUGGACGGUUCAAUUUUCGUUUUUGUUACUAAAUGUUUGUACACCUUUUGAAGUUCAGUAUGUUUUACUCCUUUUUGGAUGAUUUACUAUUAAUAUAUUUGUCACUGUGUUGCACUGUUUGCGUUGCAGUAAUGAUACUGAAACAAUGUUCCUUGUUGUUGUUGUUGUUGUUGUUUUAGUGCUCAGUUUAAUGGCUUAGUUUCGCAUUUGUGUCUGCAGACUUCCAUUUUGUAAGGAUUUUACUAUAACUGAUAUUUAUAAGCAUAAAGUCAGUGUUCAUUUAUGUUGCUGUUUAAUCGAAGAAGCUGCUAGUAUCAUAGUAACGCUUUUGGUAAGUGAUCCCACAACUUUCCGCAUUUAAAAGUUGGCACUCCACCACUAGGCUACCAAGGUAGAUGUUUUUUCCGUAUUGUGUUUUUUAUUAUUAUUAUUAUCAUUGUUAAUUAGCGGAUCAUCUCAUCCCAGAUCGAUCAUUUGCUAAUAUGAAAAACUAGACCUAUUUAUCCCCUUUAAAACGUUUAUCUUGAUAUUGCAGUUUUAGUUUGUGUGGUGUAUUUUUUUUUUUAUUUAAUUCGAUUUUGCGUGGCUCUUAGGCUGUGUUGAUGGCGUUUGUGUAGAAAUCUACCCUUACCUUUUAUCUUUUGUGUGGAGCAAAGCUUCAAAUUGUGUAUAUAUGUAUAUAUAUAUGUUUGAUACUGUACGUUUUUACAAAUGUAUGAUUAUUUUGUGAUUCGCAAAUAUUGGCAUUCAUGUAUAAGCUAAAGAACCUAGCACGACGGCAAGAAGAUUUUUGUUUUAUCGUGAUCUGCAUGCGUAUCUCUCCUUAGAAAGGGUCGUUAUUAGUUAUUUUGUAUUUGCAAUAACACAAAUUUGAUAUUAAGCCGUUAUUGCUUAUAAAGCAGUAAAUGUUGUUUUAAAAAAAGUACGGAUUUACUUUUCUGUUUUUGACCUGCUGACUUCUAAAUUCUUUUGAAGUUUUGCUUUUUGGACUUUUGGGGCAGCAAGAAGCCUCUAGUAAUAUGUGGUUGAUAAAUGUAUUCUUUAAGUUUGGUGUAGAACAUUAAUGAUUGCAAUCACAUGGAAAAUAUAAACAAACUGUUUUACUUUUUUUGAUGGUCAGAAAGUUUUGGAAGCCAGUCCAGUACUGAUUUACAUUAUCUUUUUUUAUCCGUUUUUGUUGUUGGUUCCAUGUGUUGUUUCUAUUUAUAUUGUCGACUUGCAUUUGUUUUAACACUAUUUUAAUGCAAUUUUAAGUACCAUAUCACCUGUUGUUUUUGUCACUAUUGACCAAGUACUUGAACAUUUUUGAACUCUUUACCUACUUGUUGAUACACAUGUUUUCUAAAUAUCUACUUUUCACCAGUAUAUUUUAACUAUUUUAGAUAUUUGCAUUCCUUUUAGAAACUUAUACUUCAUACAGAUAGAUCUCACUUAUCCUGCAUGUCUAAUUUUAUUAAUUGCAUACAUAUUGUAUUAAUUAAAGCAUUUAAGGUUUAAUAAGAAUUAGUACUAAUGUUGCUGUUGAUGAUGCUCAAAAUGUGAACCUGUAUUUGAAACUGUUUUCUACAUUGUAAAAGUUUUGAUUAAGUUUAUUAGCACUACUAAUAAAUGUAAUCGAUAAAAAGAACUUACGUUACGCGUGGUGUUGCGCCGUUUUCGACAUAUCGUCGGUUUUUAAAUUCUUUGCUUGUUACACACAGCCACGUUUUCUUUUAUCAAAGAAUAUGUCCGUGUGAGUCCGUCCAUUGAAAAUGAAAAGUGCUCGAAAACGUGUUUUUAUUCCAUUUUUCCGAGUGAGCUGAUAAAAUUAUAAAAUUCUCCGGUUUACGGACGUGUUAUUUGUAACUGGCUAAACUCGGCUUUAUUUGAUUGGCAUAAAUAUUAAACAAAACUGCUAAAAAGCACUAGAUUUUAAGAGAAACCUAUCCACAUUAUUUAUUGAGAAAAAAAGUUUGUGUAAUUUGAGUUCUGUACGAGUUCAGGUUCAUCCGAGAUGUCGGUUUGAUCAAAGUAGUUCUUUUUAAUGAACGAUAGCAUUUAAACAAAUAGGAAAAUGAAAGUCUUCUUUAUUUAUUCUUAGGCGUUUGCAAGUUGUGUAAUUCCAUUGAUUAUAAAAAAAUGCUUUAUUGGUGAGUAAACAUUUUCUUGAUUUGUUGUGCAUUUUACCAGAUAAAACAGAAACCACCGGUCAUAAAAAUAGACAUAUUUUGAAUCCAUCGCUUUGCCGAUUUUCUUCUCAGUGACGGAUAAUUUGAGUAAAUUUUUAAUAUUGGUGGCAGUUUUUGAUAAGUUCCAUUAUUGAGCAUUAAGAACAAUAUAAAUGAAAGAAAUUACUGCAAUAUUGCCAUUUGAAGUAUUAGAGUUUUUCAGAUAUCGCCGCACGCCAUUAUACGUCAAAUGCAAGUCUGCGUAAAUUUUGUCCCUACACCAGACAGAGAAAGACCACGUCUGCCUCUAAAGUGCCUUUUACAUUAUAGAUGGCCUUGGAUCAUAUCCUACACUGAGGAAUGAUUUUUUUUUUCUUAGUCUAUUUCAACAAGUUCAUCCGGGUCGACAUUUUUAACAAAAACAGUUUUAGAUUGUUUACAUGUAGUUUUUAAUGUGUCCGUAAGAUCUGAAUAAUGUAUAGAAAUAGGAACAUAAUUGAUAGAUAAAGAAUUAUGAAUGUUUUUUGGUUCAUUUCCUGGUGACUAUGCAGCACAUACCAACCGGCCGCUUUGUACUUAUAUGUAACGGUCGAAAAGGCAUUUUAUAUAUUUGAAGAAUUCCAGUUUUCUCUAUUUUUAUACCGGUACCUUAUUUAUAUUAUUGUUAUUAAUAAAAUUCACCACUAAAACAAAUGUAUCUGGUUUUCUCAUUUUUCUUCUUCUUUGUUUCAUUUUUUGCCGUUUCUUUAAUAUAGUAUAAAACCCGACGUGCGUUUCCAUGGUAAACUCGAUGAUAUAAUGUCUCUAAGGAUAAAACUAUAUUUGCAAAAAAAAUGUAUUAAAGUGAUGUUUAUUAUAACAUUCCGCAGUUAAUAUGCCAUGUGAUUUGAAAUAUUUCAAUUUAAUACCC
Molecule: messenger RNA, 9188 nt
Organism: Mercenaria mercenaria
Lineage: Eukaryota; Metazoa; Mollusca; Bivalvia; Venerida; Veneridae
Exons: 14
Coding region: 180-5501 (1773 amino acids)
Molecular function (GO): ATP hydrolysis activity; protein binding
Source: RefSeq, a predicted model, not a curated record